Messenger RNA from Amphibalanus amphitrite, 861 nucleotides. Its product is annotated as NADH dehydrogenase [ubiquinone] 1 alpha subcomplex subunit 13-like. The record is from RefSeq and is a predicted model, not a curated record. The coding region runs from base 111 to 554 and encodes 147 amino acids. NCBI's taxonomy places the organism in Eukaryota, Metazoa, Arthropoda, Thecostraca, Balanomorpha, Balanidae. The transcript is spliced from 3 exons.
ACGAUUGCAGCGCAUGUUUUGUGAAAAAAAAAGGUUGUAUUGGAAUGCGUUGUGUGUGUGUGUGGGGAGAGGGGUGGAAAUUAAUCAGAUAAAAAAGAUAAUUUGUCACCAUGGCUGGGGUAAAACAAGAUAUGCCACCACCUGGUGGAUAUGCUGCUGUCAACUGGACUCGUGUUCCUGCCAAGAAGUUCUUCACAGGUUAUCAGAUGAUUGCUGGCUACCUUGGACUGUUCGCAUUCGGUUUUUGGCUCACACAUCGGAUGCACAAGGUGUUCAAGAAUAGAAAAAUUGAGCAGCGCAGCAGUCACAAUGCAAUCUUCCCCAUUCUUCUUGCAGAGCGUGACAGGGAGUACCUGAAGCAGCUGAGCCGGAACCGGGAGGAGGAGGCGCGCCUGAUGAAGGACGUGCCCGGCUGGAAGGUGGGCCAGCUGUACGACCUGCCCAUCUACGAGCGGCCCAACCGCGGCUUCACCGACCCCGAGAUCUGCGAGUUCUACGCGCACGCCGAUCCCAAGUACCUGUGGCAGCGCAUGGAGUACGGCAUGUUCAAGUAGGAGGCGCCCGCGAGAUCCUAGGGCGCACCGCGACACGGGACGGGCAGUGUCGGCGGGCCGGCCGUGACGAUAGGGGCCGCAGUCAGGUACACUACCGUCGGUUCAUAGACGGGGUACGGGACCUGCCGUCGCUUAGUCGCGGUUCCAGGUCGAACGUUUAGGUACCUUUUUUGGUGGAGUGUUGCUCUGUGCUGUACAGUGAAUAGUGAAUCGCAUUGGGAAUGAUUGUGGCGUGUGACGCGUCCUCUGUGACUACCGGUGUGCUAACAUGGAUAAUAAAUGAUGCGUGGACUGGCUUUUUGCCUAG